Molecule: messenger RNA, 1710 nt
Organism: Penicillium taxi
Lineage: Eukaryota; Fungi; Ascomycota; Eurotiomycetes; Eurotiales; Aspergillaceae
Product: putative acid phosphatase
Exons: 7
Coding region: 1-1710 (569 amino acids)
Biological process (GO): dephosphorylation
Molecular function (GO): phosphatase activity
Source: RefSeq, a predicted model, not a curated record
AUGAUCGACCAUACUGACUUCGCUGUCAACCCCCACCCCCACACGAUUCCGUUGGCUUCACCGCCUGAUGUCAUCUUCUGGUUGAAUGAGAAAGGAGCUCCUGCUUUUGACCUCAACACACAUUUGCAGUCCAGCAUGACAACGCUCAUCCCCCGUGAGUCUUACUCUUCGGAGGAGCUUGAGAAGCUUUAUCCGAAAGGACUGAAGCUACAGUUGGUGCAAGUCUUCCUGCGUCAUGGUGAACGCACGCCCGUUUCUUCACGAUUCCAAAAUACAGGCCUGAGUCCAUACUGGCCGUAUUGCAGCGUUGCAAAACGCAUGAUUCAGAUGGCUUCGAGCAGCGAAAACCUAUCCUCCUGGAACGGAUUUGAAUGGCGUCGUAAGAUGGAGACCUUCGGCGACAAUGAUGAAUCCUUGGUUGCUAUUGGAGCAGGAGGCGAGAUUGAGGGUAUAUGCCAACAUGGUGAACUUACAAACAAGGGCCGCGAAACGACCUACGCCUUGGGCCGGCGCCUACGCCAUCUCUAUGUUGACCAGCUUGGUUUUAUGCCUCAAAUCAAGGAAGAUUCUGAUGAUAUUUACUUGCGAGCGACACCGAUCCCCCGUGCCCUUGAGUCCCUCCAGCAGGCGUUUUGGGGCAUGUACCCGUCCAGCGCACGCACCCUUGACUUCGAGCCACCCGUAAUCUGGGCUAGAGCUAUAAAUGAGGAAACCCUAUUUCCAAACGAAGGCAACUGUCGACGAUUCAGACAACUGGCCCGUUUUUUUGCUGAUCGUGCUGCACAAAGAUGGAACAAAUCCGAGCAAAUGGACUACCUGAACAAGAUCUGGUCUAAAUAUAUGCCUGAAAGCUCACCAAAUGUUGCAGUGGACUCGCAUCCCCGUCUCUCCGGUAUCAUGGACACCGUCAAUGCAACCGAUGCCCAUGGGCCGGCCACCAAGCUUCCGUUUGAAUUUUAUGACAAGAAAGGCCGUGGUAUUAUGGAUCGGAUUUCCGUAGAGGAGUGGUUUGCAGGCUACAAUGAGAGUAAUGAAUACCGCAAGUUGGGUAUUGGUGCUCUCAUGGGUGACGUUGUCGACCGCAUGGUCAGCACUGCUGUGGACGGUGGAUGGCGCAGCCAGAAUCGAACACUUGAUUCUGCUGACCAAGAAGCAGCCAAGUCAAUCAAGUUUGCUAUGAGCGGCUGCCAUGACACCACCAUUGCGGCAAUCCUGACUAGUUUGGGUGGUUUUGAGAACGAAUCUUGGCCCCCAUUCACCUCUUCUAUCGCCAUUGAGCUCUUUUCUCAAGCUGGUAGAACCUCUGACGCUGGCACCAUGCUUGAAGAAUUCUCAAACCCGCCAGUCGCUCCCAAGAAGCCAAGCAUUCUUUCGUCCUUAUUUCAUGGAGGUAGUUCUGUUCCCAAGGAACCUGCUCCCUCUGCCACCGCACGCUCUAGUCUCUCAUCUUUUCCUGAGGAAUCUCGUCAGACUCUUCGUAAACACUAUGUCCGUCUUCGUUAUAACGACCGCCCCGUGCGCAUUCCAGGAUGUGCAGCGAAGGCCGAGAACCAUCUUGCUGGCGACGAUACUUUCUGCACCUUAGAUGCUUUCAAGGCUAUUGUCGACAAAUUCACGCCUGAAAGCUGGAUUACUGAGUGUGCACAAAAUACACGCGAGGGUCUGUUUGGCUCUGGUGACCGGGAGCAGAUCCUGGCUGGAUACGCCUGA